UUCUGCUUCCUGUAAUGUCUGCUCUUUGUGUUUGUUUUUUUUUCCAGGACACCUUUCCCUAUAAAGAUGUCAUCUUGAUGUACUUAGAAAAGGCUAGGAGCUUUGUGAAUGGACAGUGUGAAGGAAUUGAGCCCUGGAAGUUGAUUGGAUUAACAUUUGCUUCUACUCUAAUAUUGGUAUGGGUGCAUAAUUUCCUCUUCCAACCAGAGAGUUUAACAUCAAGAAGUAAAAAGCAGUUCUUUAAAUUCAUAAGGAACGUGCCAAUUGUUGGAGGCAUAAUACAGAAGCAGAUAAACAAGGCUUUGGAUGAUGUAACCUCUAGUUUGCCCUUCCUGAAAGAUGAAAAGGGUUAUAUCAAAGCACUGCCAGCACAAGGCAUCAGCCAAGAUGAGUUGCUAGAGAAGAUGAAAGACUACAGCUCAAUGAGUGAAGUACAUUGGGAGGAUGGAAAAGUCUCUGGGACAGUGUAUAGUGGUGAAGAGAAACUCACCAAUCUGCUAGUGAAGGUAUAUGAAAAGUUUGCAUGGAGUAAUCCCCUUCAUCCCGACAUAUUCCCCGGUUUGAGGAAGAUGGAAGCAGAGGUGGUGAGGAUGGCAUGCACGCUCUUCCAUGGGGGACCCAGUUCCUGUGGUGUUAUGACCUCUGGUGGGACCGAGAGCAUUUUGAUGGCCUGUAAAGCCUACAGGGACCUGGCUUAUGAGAGAGGAAUCAAACACCCAGAAAUGUUGGUUCCAAAGAGUGUUCAUGCUGCAUUCGACAAAGCAGCCCAUUAUUUUGGGUUGAAGAUUGUGCACAUACCAUUAACCAAGACCAUGCAAGUGGAUGUUCAGGCAAUGAGAAGAGCUAUUUCAAAGAACACAGCAAUGUUGGUCUGCUCAGCUCCCCAGUUCCCCCAUGGAGUUAUGGACCCCAUUGAGGAUGUGGCAAAGCUGGCAUUGAAGUAUAGAAUCCCCUUCCAUGUAGAUGCCUGCCUGGGUGGCUUUCUCAUUGUUUUUAUGGACAAGGCAGGGUUCCCGCUACAGCAUCCAUUUGACUUCCGUGUGGAAGGUGUGACUAGUAUUUCUGCAGAUACGCACAAGUAUGGCUAUGCUCCAAAAGGCUCCUCAGUACUUCUGUACAGUGAUAAGAAAUACAGACACUAUCAGUUUUUUGUUGCACCUGACUGGCAAGGGGGGAUCUAUGCAUCUCCAACCAUGGCUGGUUCCAGGCCUGGUGGUAUCAUUGCAGCUUGUUGGGCAACUAUGAUGCACGUGGGAGAAGAUGGUUAUGUUGAAGCAACAAAGAAGAUUAUUAACACCGCACGGUUCAUUGAAUCAGAAUUGCGGAAAAUUGAUGACAUCUUAAUCUUUGGCAAUCCUGAGGUGUCUGUCAUCUCUGUUGGUUCAGAUACUUUUGACAUCUAUCGGUUGUCAAAUUUGUUAGCCACUAAAGGAUGGAACUUAAAUAUGUUGCAGUUCCCUCGAAGCAUUCACCUUUGCAUUACAUUGUUGCACACAAAAGAUGGGGUUGCAGAACUGUUUUUGGAAGAUGUCAAAGAAUGCAUCUUGGAGAUCAUGAAGGACCCUGGAGCCAAGACCACUGGCAUGGGUGCAAUCUAUGGAAUGGCGCAGUCCAUCCCAGACAGAAGCUUGGUAGCAGAGAUUUCCCAUGCAUACUUGGACUCCCUCUACAACACAGACAUCCCUUCUAGUGAAAAACACAUGAAUGGUUCUCCUGGACACCAUUGAAUAUGUAGCAUUUGGUGCCUUACCAGCCAGUACUGGGGUGAUAGUUUGAAGAAUUUCUGGAGAAAGGGAAUUGCAUUAGGCUAUGAUCUUUCUUUGUUCCUGCAAGUACAGGUCAUGUGGCAGCUUGAUCUAUACAAUUUGUUUCCCUUCUCUUCUCUCUCUCUAUCUAUUCCCUCCACACUCAAACUUCUUUUGAGCUGCUUUCACUUUUCUAUCUGUUCAGUUUUAGUUCUAUUCCGUCACCUUAGUUAACUGCCAAGGCUAGUCCUAAAUGACUUGAAUGGAAUGGUAGUGUUUGUGGCAGUCAGAAGUCCAUUCCGCAACCCCAAAUUUCUCAGGUAUUCUAAGCCUCAGUUCAUUCCUUAUCAUUUCUUCCCCUUGGUUGGGGAGAGGGUGGGGGGACAGGGAAUUCUCUAGACCUUACAGUUAGUGAACCUCCAAUUAGGGUUCAGAUUUUUAGUGUAAAAUUAAAACUUUGGGAUGCUCAAGACUGCUUCUUCCCAAGUUGGAGGUAGAAAGUGAAUGGAGCAUAGGUUUUCAAUAAUUUCUCCAACUGUGAUGCAGGCUGUGGUAGGAAACUGCAUUUAACAAAUUUUAGGGACUUACAUUUAGCGAACUGCACUGUGAUUCCUUUCCUUUAUUGAUUUAUCCUUUCAGUCUUUUAAGUUCUCGUAUGGAGAUACCAGUUAGGCAUAUUUUCUGUUGUAAUUUCUUUGAAUGACUUCCUUUUAUGGGGAGUGGGAGGGUGGAGCAAUGGAUGACAAACCCCUUCCAGAAUCUUGUAUCCAUUGGAAUUGUAAUGGGAAAUUCUAUUUUAAACCUAAUGGAUGAAAGGGAAAUAAGUCCCACAGUACUCUUGAAGAACCACUGUCUGCUUAACAAGCUUUUCUAGAACAUCUUUGUCCAUCCAUAAAGCUGUUGUAUUUUGCACAAGUCUAGAGGAAGAGAGCAAAAUGGUUAUUUUAUUGUGCUUAAACAGAAGGGUUUGCACUAUCCUAAAAUGCUGAAGUCAAGCAGUUGAGCCACACUCUGUGGAAUGGUUAGGCACUGAUGUGCAAUCGUGACACCAAAGUUAACUUUUUUUACAUCAUCUUUUGGCAUGAAAUGGUGACUUUUGUAAAAGAAGUAGUAGUCUCUACCUGCUCUUUGCACUGACUUUUUUUUUUUUUUAAGGCACAUUUUCAAAGGGCAUUCACCAGUAUGCCUUGACACUGCCCUGGGUUUUUCUGGGACUCCAGGAAGAGUGUGAUGGAUCGGCUACUGACUGUGAUGUUUUGCCACAGUCGGCUUGUUAUGGUACUAUAUUGAAAAUAAUCUCAGUGGCAAAUUGGCCUCAGGUACAGUACAUCCACCUUCACUACAAGAUAGUUUUAUUGAGCCAAGUCUUCUUAGUGUUACAAAGGUGCUGGCUUAAUGCUAAUAGGGAUCUAUUAUGGUAGCAUCUAAUAAAUACUGGAUAUCAAAAUUUUGCAUUGCAUGGACAGUCUCUUUUGAGAAUUAGCCUCACCUGCACUGUUUUUUUUUUUCCAUCUCAGUAUGUCCUGUACAGAAACUGCAUAGAAUAAACUUAUCAAAUCACUGCUGCCCCUAGAGCAUACUAGAAGAAGCACUGAUGAUGCUAAUGAGUCAUGGGGUUAGUUGUGCAGAGCCCUAUAUUGAGGGGUGGAGUGCAUUUCCAUUUUUGUUAUAUCACUAGACACUUCAAGAGAUGGUCUUGCUGUGCUACUCAUUGUGGAAAAUCUGCUGCACAUCUUAAAGGGGUAGCUCUCUGGGUAGUACAAGAUUUACUAGCAACCAAACUGAUGCUGAGUUAAGCCUCAUUGGCUUAAUAUGUCUGAAGUACACACUUGCCCAAUAACUAUCCAGCUUGCAAGAGUGAAUUACCACACUUUGCAAAAGCAAAUUUAGUUUUGGGCCCAAUGUCUGUGGGGAUGGAUAAUCUCAUUUAUAAAUAUGUCCAUUAUUUUCUACUCAAAAGAUGCUAUAUCUUGGCCAGCUCAUGGUUUUUAGGUUGUAUGUGUCUGUUUUCUCUAAAUUCUGUGGAAAUUCUUUUUUUUUUUUUUUUUGGUCAAAUUGCCUAUUUAUGCUUUGCCAACUUUGGUAGUCACAGUGUGGACUUCUUGAUCCUGUUACUGUUGUGCCAUUUGAGCAUCACUGUAUCACUAUCAGAAUUCACUGUACCUUGGAUGGGGGUAGGGGGUGGUCUUCUGUAUAACUGCUUGGUUACUUUGGCUCUCCUUUUAGUCCAGACUAAAAAAAAAAAAAGGGGGGGGGGGAAAAAAUUUU
Messenger RNA from Gavialis gangeticus (Gharial), 4013 nucleotides. RefSeq names its product sphingosine-1-phosphate lyase 1 (gene SGPL1). Bases 15 to 1727 code for a protein of 570 amino acids. The record is from RefSeq and is a predicted model, not a curated record. NCBI's taxonomy places the organism in Eukaryota, Metazoa, Chordata, Crocodylia, Gavialidae. Gene Ontology annotation, biological process: sphingolipid catabolic process; carboxylic acid metabolic process. The transcript has 13 exons. Gene Ontology annotation, cellular component: endoplasmic reticulum. Gene Ontology annotation, molecular function: sphinganine-1-phosphate aldolase activity; pyridoxal phosphate binding.